AAAUUGCAUGCGGGCGUUGCAACAGAUAUGUGCCUCAUUGUUGCCAAAGAUAUUGUGAAUUUCCCAGUAUCAGCGAUCCGUCUUACUGGUACAAUUGAUGUCUACUGGAUUGUUCAGGAUGGUGGAUUAUGUAUACUUGUUGCUUAUUUGCUUAAACAGAGCAAGGUACGUAUAGUGUAUCUCAUAAUUCCCAUAUUGCUGUAA
Molecule: messenger RNA, 204 nt
Organism: Gongylonema pulchrum
Lineage: Eukaryota; Metazoa; Nematoda; Chromadorea; Rhabditida; Gongylonematidae
Source: the annotation of a GenBank genome assembly